Molecule: messenger RNA, 702 nt
Organism: Hansenula anomala
Lineage: Eukaryota; Fungi; Ascomycota; Saccharomycetes; Phaffomycetales; Wickerhamomycetaceae
Gene: TAE1
Product: N-terminal protein methyltransferase
Exons: 1
Coding region: 1-702 (233 amino acids)
Biological process (GO): N-terminal protein amino acid methylation
Cellular component (GO): cytoplasm
Molecular function (GO): N-terminal protein N-methyltransferase activity
Source: RefSeq, a predicted model, not a curated record
AUGAGUGAAGCUGAAGACAAUCGGGCAGAUGCUCUCAUAGACUACAAUGACGCUAUAGACUAUUGGACUUCGAUCCCUGCCACAGUUGAUGGUGUCCUUGGUGGAUAUGGUGAAGGAACCUCUGUACCAAAAGCUGAUGUUGUAGGGUCAUCAACAUUUCUACGUAAAUUGAAGGCAAGAAUGACUCCAGAAAAAGGUCAAAUCAAAUAUUCAGUGGAUAUAGGUGCUGGUAUUGGUCGUGUCACCAGAGAUAUGUUACACAAGUUUAGUGAUAAAGUUGAUUUGGUUGAACCUGUUAAACCAUUUGUUGAACAGAUCCACCAAGAAUUAAAGCCGUUAAAAGAUGAAGGAAAGUUAGGUGAAAUUUAUGACAUUGGUAUGCAAGAGUUCAUUCCAGAAGAAGGUAAAUAUUGGUUGGUCUGGUGUCAAUGGUGCGUUGGUCAUUUACCUGAUAAAGAAUUUAUAGAAUUUUUGAUAAGGUGUAAAAAUGGCCUUCAACCAAAUGGUACUAUUGUUGUCAAAGAAAACAAUGCUCAAGGAGAUGAUGUAUUUGAUGAAACUGAUAGUUCUGUCACUAGAUCUAAUGCUAAUUUCCAAAAACUUUUUAAAAAAGCUGGGUUGAAACUAAUAGCUACUGAAUUACAAAGAGGUUUACCAAAAGAAUUAUUUGCCGUUAGAAUGUACGCCUUGAAGCCUGAAUGA